Messenger RNA from Cuscuta europaea, 20069 nucleotides. NCBI's taxonomy places the organism in Eukaryota, Viridiplantae, Streptophyta, Magnoliopsida, Solanales, Convolvulaceae. The record is from the annotation of a GenBank genome assembly.
AUUAACAGCAGUUUCCUGGAACGAAAAUUUGAACUUGUGCCUCCUCCUCCCCGCCCCAUCCCGUUUCGCCUCCUUCUUGGUGGUUUGUCCGCAAGGUUUUGAAGUUCUCUAAAACUCCGAAUCCCCAAAACAGAAGGAACACUUACCAGAACCAUAUCUCUGAACCCUUGUUUCGUAUGGCUUCUGAUGCUCCUCGAGCUCGAAUUGACCAGUUCUUUGCAUCAAAGAAGAAGAGGAAAUUUGAAUCUCCUGUCUUGAAAUCUCCAGUAUCCAUUAAAGAUGCUAAAAUUUCGACUGAGGGGUCACCAGGCACCAGAGGAUCUCUUGAGAAUUCUUCAGUCAAAUCUCAGGACAAUUGUGAGUCUCUGGGCUCACCUGUUGAGAGAAAUUUGACAUUAGAGCUCGAUCGAAUUUCCAAAGAUGAAGAUGAAGUGGCAGUUCCGUCAAGAAAAUCACACUCUCAAGGUCCUAAAACAGCAUACGAAAUGUUAUACAAUGCAGGUGUUGCGGCCAGAGAGCAUCCUAAAAAUUCCUCUGAACACAUCCUAGACCAAAAAAACCUACAACUCAAUCAAUUUGCCAGUGAGUUUCUAUCAUUAUACUGCAGUAAGAGACCAUGCCCACCAACUAGUGAGGGUUUACCAUUACAUCAAAAUGUGCAUCCGUAUAAAAGACACUGCAUCCCAUCUACUGCUGAUAGAAGCUCUUCUUCUAUUGAGGACAAUUCAACUAGCUCUCCAAGGAAUUAUCUUCCAGAUGCCCAUAAUGAUGUUGUUCCCAAAUCUGCACAUGCAAAUCCACAUUCUUGUGAGGUGAAUAUGGAUACACUUGCUGAACCUCAAAUAAGCUUGAGAAGAUGUAAUAAGGUUCCUGUUUCUAAAGAAACUGAAUCUCUAACACCAGGUUUGUCCACUAUGGAACAUGUGGCAAGCGUUACUCCAACAUCAGCACAUGGUGUCUCGAUCUUUUCACCUGGAGAAAGUUUCUGGAAUGAAGCAAUUGAAGUUGCUGAUGGGUUGUUUGCUGAAAAUGAGAAAGGUACGUGCCGAGUUACUGAUAAGGAUGUAACUGUGAGCACCCGACAUGACAUACUUAGUUCCAACGAUCUGAUAACUGGUGGACAUGGCAUAAAAUCAAACAGAGUAACCAAAAGAGUUGUGGAUAGAGUUUCUAGUGUGAGAAUGGUUUCUGCUGGUGUGCCGAUAAAGAAGAUUGGGAAGGAAAUGGAUAAAGAAGUCUCUCCAUUGCCUGUAAAGCACUUUGACUUUGCUUCGGAAGACAAACAAAUGGCGCAGAUUAAUGAUUGCCAUAUUCUCAGUGGAAAUGAAAUUGGGCAUGCUCCAGUAAACAGACUAUUUACAGAAAAACUUGCAGGGGCCUACAAAUAUGAUGCUUCUAAAACUACUCCUGAUACUCUUGUGCAAGGCAAUGGUAGUGUAGCUUUUAAUACACCAACCGAGAGAUCAGGAAAAGUUGGAGCUAAUUCUGAAUCCAGUGAAGACAUCACUCCUUCAAGUUUUUUGCCACAAAAAGAUUGUUUAGAUCUCAGCAAUUGGCUCCCACCUGAAAUAUGCAGCACCUACAAGAGGAAGGGUAUAGCAAAAUUGUACCCUUGGCAGGUUGAUUGCCUGCAAGUGGAUGGUGUUUUGGAGAAUAAGAAUCUGGUUUAUUGCGCCUCUACAAGUGCUGGUAAAAGUUUUGUUGCUGAGAUUUUAAUGUUACGGAGAAUCUUAUCAAGGGGAAAAAUGGCAAUCCUUGUACUGCCAUAUGUAUCCAUUUGUGCAGAAAAGGCCGAUCACCUAGAAGUCCUCUUAGAACCACUUGGGAAGCAUGUACGCAGUUACUAUGGAAAUCAAGGUGGCGGAACCCUUCCAAAGGACACAUCUGUUGCUGUGUGUACUAUUGAAAAAGCAAACUCCUUAGUUAAUAGACUGCUAGAAGAGGGCCGCCUGUCAGAACUUGGUAUCAUUGUGAUUGAUGAACUUCAUAUGGUCGGUGAUCGGAACAGAGGCUAUUUACUGGAGCUGUUGCUCACAAAGCUUCGCUAUGCAGCUGGUGAAGGCAACACAGAAUCGUCCAGUGGAGAAAGUUCAGGUAUGAGCAGCGGAAAAGCUGACCCUGCUCAAGGUCUUCAAAUUGUUGGAAUGAGUGCAACUUUGCCAAAUGUGGCUGCAGUUGCUAAUUGGCUUGAUGCAGCUUUGUACCAAACAGAUUUCCGGCCUGUUCCUUUAGAGGAGUACAUCAAAGUAGGCAACACGAUUUAUAACAGAAAGAUGGAAAUUGUUAGAACAUUGCCAAAAACUGCUGAGCUUGGUGGCAAGGAUCCAGAUCAUAUUGUGGAGCUUUGCAAUGAGGUUGUUCAAGAUGGUCAUUCCGUGCUAAUUUUUUGCUCCAGUCGGAAAGGAUGUGAAGCAACAGCUAGGCAUGUUGCUAAGUACUUGAAGUUCUUGAUCAGCCCCUGCAACAAAGAUACUGAGUUUGAUAUUGAUUCUGCCAUUGAUGCACUACGAAGAUCUCCUGCAGGCUUGGACCCUAUACUUGAAGAGACACUUCCUGCUGGUGUUGCUUACCAUCAUGCUGGGCUUAUGCUCGAAGAAAGAGAGACUGUUGAGAGUUGUUAUCGCAAAGGACUUGUACGAGUCUUAACUGCUACAUCAACUCUUGCUGCUGGAGUUAACCUCCCUGCCCGGAGAGUUAUUUUCCGACAACCUCGUAUCGGGUAUGACUUUAUUGAUGGAACAAGGUACAUGCAGAUGUCUGGUCGUGCUGGUCGGACAGGGAUUGAUACAAAAGGAGAGAGUGUGUUGAUUUGCAAACAAGAUGAAGUUAAAAGAAUAUUGAGACUUUUAAAUGACAGCUGCCCACCAUUGCAUUCUUGCCUGUCGGAUGAUAAGAAUGGAAUGAUUCAUGCAAUACUAGAGGUCGUUGCUGGUGGGAUUGUUCAAACUGCCAAUGAUAUUCACCGAUAUGUUAGGUGUACCCUUCUUAAUUCAACAAGACCUUUUGAAGAUGUGGUAAAGUCAGCUCAGGAUUCUCUUCGGUGGUUAUGCCACAGGAAAUUCCUUGAAUGGAGUGAUGAUACAAAAUUGUACACUAUCACACCUCUUGGUCGAGCAUCUUUUGGCAGUUGUCUUUCUCCUGAAGAGUCGCUCGUUGUAUUAGAUGAUCUAUUGAGGGCAAGAGAAGGGUUUGUACUUGCAUCUGAUCUGCAUCUGGUUUACUUAGUCACACCCAUUAAUGUUGAAGUUGAGCCAGAUUGGGAAUUGUAUUAUGCAAGAUUCAUGGAACUGUCUGCUUUAGAUCAGGUUUUAAAGCAAAGUUGGAAGUAUGACGACAAACAUUGGAGACCAAGGGUUUCAGACUGAGUUGAACGGGACCGGGCUUGGGCUCACUUCCGUGGGCCGAGUUAGGGCUGUCGUUAUAGUUUCAUUAUUAUUAUUAUUAAGUUAAUGUUAUGUUUUAGUUUGGGCCUAUUAUUUAUUAGUAGAGUAGUUAGUUGAGUUAAUUUGGGCUUAAUUAGGGUUUAAUUAAUAUGGGCUUGAUUAGGGUUUCUUGUAGAAGGCUAUUUAUACCCCUCGCCAGAGUUCAUUCUUAUUAUAUGGGAAUAAAGUUAGAGUUUAGCCUUUUGGCUUUGGGCAACGGUUUACCCCGUUGAUUUUAUUUUUCUGUUACAUAUCAAUUAGGGCUGUCGUUAGAGUUUAAUUAUUAUUAUUAAGUUAAUGUUAUGUUUUAGUUUGGGCCUAUUAUUAGUAGAGUAGUUAGUUGAGUUAAUUUGGGCUUAAUUAGGGUUUAAUUAAUAUGGGCUUGAUUAGGGUUUCUUGUAGAAGGCUAUUUAUACCCCUCGCCAGGGUUCGCUCUUAUUAUCUGGGAAUAAAAUUAGAUUUUAGCCUUUUGACUUUGGGCAACAGUAUUUUUAUCGUUGAUUAUCUGGGCAACGGUUUAUCCCGUUGAUUUUAUUUUUCUGUUACAUAUCAAUUGGUCCGACCUGCCGGAUCCCGUCCCGCCGGAAUGACGAGAUCAACCAACGAACGUUUAUCAGAAUUGGAGGCUGAACAGGCCCUAAUCAAUCAAAAACUUGACACGCAAGGACAGAAACUUGAUCUGCAGGGACAUAAACUUGACACACAAGGUCAGAAACUGGAAGAGCAGGCCGCCCAGCUUGCGGAAAUCGCAGCCUCUCUUGCAGCAAUCGCGAAGGCCAUGGUGCCGCCGCAGAAAUCUCCCAUCGCGACCGUCGAGAGCGACUCCUCCGGCCACGUCGCAUCUGUCUUCUCCGAUGAUGGCGGACUGCGCACCGCAGCCACAACGCUACUUCCCUCGUUCGAUGGUGAAGACCCAAUUGGGUGGUUGGCGAGAGUGGAGCAGCAAUUCGAGCUCAACAGGACCCCACCAGACAGACAAGUUGCAGCGGCUAGGGUUUCUAUGGAAGGAGCUGUCCUCUAUUGGGUGACGUGGUUCAAGGCGCACAAACCUGGCAUAUCUUGGGAGGAAUUUAAGCAAGCUUUGGUGGCCAGAUUUGAUUCCCGAUAUCAGGGAAACAGGUUUGAACGGCUGUCCGGCGUCAAACAAAUUGGGUCGGUGGAGGAAUACAAUACCUUGUUCGUUCAAUUGGCUAGCCAAGUUCUGGGAUUGACCGACGAUCAUUAUUUAGGCUACUACAUGAGUGGACUUGGGGGAGCAAUCCGAAGUUCGCUGCGCUUAUUACGGCCAGAAAACCUGGAGACAGCCAUGGAAUUAGCUCGCGAUGUGGAGCAUAAUCUGUCUGUCCAAAGUGGACGAAGUGGCAGCCCGAAUUAUAAUUCUGCAGGGGUACGUUCCAUCAGCUUUUUAAUGGCAAACACGGGUCCUCCGUUGACUGUGUCACGACUCUCCUGAACGCCGCGGCAUUAAGGGGCAUAGGCCGCGGCAUACUGAGACCUGGAGGCGAGAUGGAGUCUAGAGAUGCCUAAGAGAGAGGGGCAGAAUCCUGGAGGCUAAGAGAACCUUCUAGACUCAUGUAGAUAAGUGUACACUUGUAUAGAAUAGAGUAGAAUACUCUAGAAUCUCAUAGAGUUGUAUAGAAUACUCUAGAAUUCAAUUGUAGCCGUUAGAUCAAGAAGAUCUAAGCCGUCCAUUGAGGAGGAGGAUAAGUAUAAAUACCCCUCAUGGCUGGCUCAUUUGUAUCAUCGAAAGCUUGAGAGCAAUAAAGCCUUUAUACAAGUUUCUCCACUAUCGGUGUCCUAGUUUCCGCAAGAGUUAGGCUGACUAGCAUAGUUUGAGUGAGUGUUGCUAGUGCCGCACGGGUUCGAGAAUAAGUCCGUGACAGUUGGUAUCAGAGCCAAGGUUUUUGGUUUCGUGUCCUUGAGAAGAGAUGGCCGGUUCAGAUAGCGAGACAACUCACAUGGAUGCCGGGAAGCAAACCAAGAGGGGAAGGUCCAAGUCUCGAGAAGCCAUGACGGAGGUGGAGACUCGGCUAGCCAAGGCGGAGCUUGCCAUAGCCGAUGGGGAAGAAAGGUUUGAGGAAGUCGACCAACGCAUCGUGGAACUUGCGAAGAAUAGUGAAGAUCUUCGAGGGGAGGUGCAAGGAGCGGUCAAUGAGAUCCUCGACCGGUGUCUUUCCGAGGUCAAGAGCUUGGAGGGGACUUUUAUGACCAUGGUUGCUUCACUGCGGGAGGAGUUGGAGAAGGUCACCAACGAGUUGGUGGAAACCAAGGAAGAGCUGGUCCUAUGCAAGAAGGCGGUCGUGCAAGGAGGAAGCACGUCGUCAAGUGAGGUAAGUCCUACUCCCUCUAAGGUUGAUGUUCCUAGACCCAAGACAUACAAAGGGGCUAGGAAUGCUAAGGAGAUAGAGAACUUUGUGUGGAGUAUGGAGCAAUACUUCAAGGCUCUUGGUAUUGUUGAUGAUACCAAGAAAGUUGACACGACAACCAUGUAUUUGGAGGAUACCGCCAUGUUGUGGUGGAGAAGGAAGUACGGGGACCGAGAGAAGGGUCUUUGCACUAUAGACACGUGGGAGGAGUUCAAGAGUGAACUCAAGAAACAGUUCUGCCCUAUGAAUGCGGAAGAGGAGGCGAGAGCUAAGCUAAGGCGUUUGCAACACAAGGGAAGCCUGCACGAAUACGUGAAGGAAUUUACUGAGGUACUCCUAGAUAUCCCUGACUAUCCUGAUAAGGAAGCUUUCUUUGCUUUUACGGAUGGGUUGCAAGGUUGGGCUAAGAUCGAGGUCCAAAGGCGUGGGGCUCAAGAUCUCGACACUGCCAUUGCUAUUGCCGAGUCCUUGGUGGAGUUCAAGAAGCCGGAGAAGGUGAAGCCACCGACUAAGGAGAAGGGCAAGGAAAAGAGUGGGGGAGACCACCGUCCACACAAAGAAGGUUUCCAACACUUUGACAAGAGCAAGGGAACAAAGGAGACCAAGACAUGGGAGAAGAGACCGUUGAAGUGCUUCUUUUGUGAUGGGCCACACAAGGCAAAGGAUUGUCCGAAGAAGGCCAAGCUCUCGGCCUUAGUUGAAGAAAGGGAGGAACGAGAACGGGAGGAAGCUAUGGUGGGUUCCCUUCACAUUCUCAAUGCCAUUAAGGCCAAGGUAACCGAGACCAAGACGGAGAAGAAGGGGCGUUUGUUCGUGGAAGCUAAGGUACGUGGACAAACUACUAAAGCCCUUGUUGACACUGGUGCUUCUCACAACUUCUUAGAAGUUAAGGAGGCAAAGAGAUUGGGCAUCCCCUAUGUUGAAGACCAUGGUUGGUUGAAAGCUGUCAACUCGCAACCUAAAUCAAUCUAUGGAGUUGGCAAGUCGAGGGAAGACACGCCAGUUUUGGCUUAGAGAGGGGUUGCUCAUGACCAAGGGAGAUCGGAUCUAUGUGCCGAAGUGGCAAGGAUUGAGGAAAGAGAUCAUCAAGGAAUGCCAUGAUUCGAGAUGGGCUGGACAUCCCGGAAUUAGACGCACGAUGGCACUGAUAGAACGUGCGUACUAUUGGCCCCAAAUGAAGGAAGAGGUGGAGUUGUAUGUGAAUACUUGUCUUGUGUGCCAACAAGACAAGGUGGAUCAACAACAGCCAGCAGGGUUGCUGGAGCCGUUGCCCACACCAGAGAAGCCGUGGGAGAGCAUAUCUAUGGACUUCAUCACAUGUUUGCCUAAGUCCGAGGGGUGUGGGAACAUCAUGGUCGUGGUGGAUCGGUUUAGUAAGUAUGGAGUGUUCAUACCUGUCCCUACGAAGUUCACCGCUGAAGAUGCCGCACGCUUAUUCUUCAAGCAUGUGGUAAAGUAUUGGGGCAUACCGAAGACCAUCGUAAGCGACCGAGAUACCCGUUUUACCGGGAAGUUUUGGAUGGAGCUGUUCAAGAUAAUGGGGUCCGAGCUUAACUUCUCUACGAGCUUUCACCCCCAAACCGACGGCCAAACCGAGAGGGUUAAUGCCUUGUUGGAGCUGUACUUAAGGCAUUACGUGAGUGCAAACCAGCGGGAUUGGGCAAAGUUGCUUGACAUAGCUCAAUUCUCAUACAUUUUUCAAAGACAUGCAUUUUUCAAAGAAUUUCAUUACCUCACUACCCACACAUUUCCAAAACCUUCUCCCACAGUUAUCAUGUUUUCAUGUUGUCAAAAGCUUCAAUUCUUGGCCACAUUGACAGUGUUCAACCGGAAUCCAUUCUCCAUAUUCAUACUGCCCUAUUGGUUUUGAAGAAGUAGAGUGACUGGUAGACAUGUUAGGUUCUUUGUGGUUGAGUGGCGAGAACGACGACAGGGUUAUACGAAGGAGUUGUGUGGUGAGGGCCACUGAUUUAGGGUUCAAGCAAGCUAUAGAAUACGAUGAAAUGCAGCUUAAUGUACGGAUGAUUUGUGAAGGGAAGUUAAGAAGGAGAUGACGGUAGGUAGGAAGAAGUUAUAACGGCCUUGAAAUUACUUAAAUAACCUCCACUUAAUAGUAAAAGUUUUAAACCCGUCAGAGUUCACGCCGGAAAGAUGAGAAAUGGUAACGGGAGCAAACGAUGGGACAAGAUGUGGCGAAGUUGGAAGUUAGGUACAAAAUGUGAAAGUGGCAUAAUAGUCAUGUGACCAAAAGUGUAAUUUUUUCUUUUGAGAAAGAAGUUCCAUGAAAGUUUCAUAAAACCAGUACAUAAUUCAUGAUAUUCUUUUUGAAAGAACAUAAUUCAUGAUAUUCGUAAACAUAAUCAUUUUAUAAGCCAAAAAAAAUUAGUGAUCACAUUCAUUCAAACUAUGGCAAAUAAGACUAAAUAAGUCUUGAGAUUUUUUCGGGGAAAAAUUAUGGUAAUCUUCUUAUAAUUGUAAUGUGACAUAUUUUAAUAGAAAACACUACAAUAUAGAUAUUUAUUUAAGUGAUUGAUACAAUGUUUUAUUGGGAUCUGUUCUGAAAUUCAGAUUCAAAAUGGUACAUCGUAUCACAUUUUCUCUUAUUUUUAAUCAUAAAACAAAAGGAUAAUAGAUUUUUUUUACUUAUUCUCCAUUUGCAAUUGAAUAAGUGGUAUUGUAUAAAAAUGAUAAUGCAUGUUCUAUUGUAAAUAGCAGAUUUGAGAAUAAGAUGUUAAGAAUUGCAAAGCUAUUUCUAGCAUAAGUAUCAAUUUUUAAAUAUGUUUAUCUUUCAAUCUCUUAAACAACAAAUUAUUAAGACAUAAAAUAAUUGAUGGCAUAACUUUAAAAAAGUAGAAACAACUUUACACCGAACUACGGAGUAAUAUAUAUCUUUUGUUGUAGUGUGUAAUUUGCAUUAAAUAACAGAUCCCGUGAGGUAUAUCAAACUAUACAGAUACACAAGAAACAUAUUAGUCUAUAUAUUUUAAAGCAUAUAGUUACCUGAAAAGUGUAUGUAUGACCGUAUGACCUCCAUGGUGUUGUUUAAGAUCUUAAGAUUUAUUACGCUGAGGAUCUCUGAAGUGUUGUAUAUUUAUGUAUUCUUUAAUCAGUGUAUGUAAUUCAUAGCAUGAUAUUUAUCUUCGCAUGAAGACAAGAGGAACUGUGAAGUGUUGUAUAUUUUAUAUUGUUUAAUCAAUGUACGUAUUUCAUAGCAUGCUAUUUAUCUCCGUAUGAAGACAGGAAAUUAGUUUGAAAAUAGCUUUUAAGGUUCAUGAAUGAAGAAGCAAAGUUGGUGAUGAAAUACCUUAUGGUAUUAAGAAUGUCUAAUUCAUGGAGUAAGAGUAGAGUCACAGAACCUGGAUUUUAAGUUUCAUGGUGUUAAGUUGCAAAGACUGAGAAUUGGGUUAAUGUGCAGAUUUAUGAGUCUGAAUCAGAUUUAUUGAUAAACAAAAUAGUUUGUAUUUAGUACCUCCUCCACAUUUUGUUAUUUGUCAUGUAUUCCGUUUUUCUUUUGGUAAUGAUUUGUAUUGCUUUAAUGGACCCCACCACUUUUCCAAAAAUUAUGUUGUUUUUUAUACUUUAUGUUACAAAUAGUAUGAUUUAUGUGCUACUACAUCUUACUUGAUUACUAUCCUCUAAACUACUUCAUAUUAAUCUACUCUAUAAUUUAAUACUUUUAAAAUUUAAUCUACCUCUCAAUACAUAAGUUUUUUGUUCUCAAAGUGAAUAAUAACUUGAUUUCUUUUGUCCCGUGCAUCGCACGAGUGAAAUUCUAGUGUCUCAUUAAAACUCUACUAGAUAAAAUUUGGUGGUAAAAAUCUAGUGAAAGAAAAAGAGUACACAAUUCUUUAUACGUUUAAGGGGUGUUGCCUCAAUAAAAAUGUUGUCGACGAAAACUUCGGGGAAUGAAAAUGGGAUAAAAUCUUAGCAAGGGAAAAAGAGUACAAUGCGUAAUUGUUCCCCCGUUUAAUACAUCACUCGAGAUCCUUGCGCCGGCUUGUCCAGUUUGGUGCACAAACUUCAUGAGGUUGCAGUUGGGAGAGCUUUACCGAAUAGAUCUGCAACAUUGUCACUUGAACGAAUUUCUUGAACAAUGAUCUCGCUCUCUUUCUGAAUAUCACGUGUAUUCCAAAACCUCAAUGAGAUAUGUUUCGUCCUAUCUCCUUUGAUGAGACCUCAUUGAGUUGAUGUAUACAAGUUGCAUUAUCAAGUAUAAUAAGAUGGAUGAAGCCUCCUUACCGUAUAAUAUUCCACAUAAACAUCUAAUGUACCGAAUUACACUUCUUAGGUAUACACAUGUUUGACUGGCUUCAUGAAUGGCUAAGAGCUCUGCAUGAUUAUAGGGCGUGGUCGCGAUUGUUCGUUUCAUGGAGCGCGAUGAAUUUAAAAGUUGUAAGCAAGAAAAGAAGUGAUUCAAACUGCUUUACAUUUUUGUAUUGCAAAAAAAAAAUAAUUUUCACCAAACAUCUUGACUUUUAUUUUAAAGGUUAUUUUUUUCAAAUACUAUUUUUUUGAAAGAACUUUGUUUUUUCUAAUAAUAUUAAAAAAAGAAGUAAAUGUAAAUUUAUACGGAGUAUGAAAAUAUGAAUAUAUAUAUGAACGGAAAAGAUCCCGUGCAGCCGGAGGGACAUGAUGUUCUGUCCAGCCGCCGCCGUUUGGGGUGGUUCCUGAUGCAAUUUUUUGAUGAAAUGUUUUGAGCAUGUUUUUCAUCGAGUCUCGUUUAUCCACAAAAAAAUUCAGCUAAAAACUCAACCGGGAAGACGGUAAAAUAAAAUUUUAAAAAUAACUGCAUUUUAUAUGUACAAUGUUUUUCGAAAAAUUAUUUGGCUGCCUUUCCGAUUGAAUUUUUAGUUGUUUUUUGAAUAAACUAGACUUGAUGAGCAAUAUGCUUAAAAAAUUUCAUAAAAAAAUUCCAUUGAAAACUGCCUCAAACAACGGCUGCCGAACUGAGCAUCUGUCCCUCCCUCCGGUUAGACAUGCUCCGUUUUAAACUAAAAUAAAAAACUACGUAUAAGAAAAUUUCAGGACUUGUGGACUAAGAGCAUCUCCAAAGUCACAAUAUGCACGAUGCACAUGUGACAUACGAGACAACCACAUAAAUACUCCCUCCGUUUCUAAAAGAAACUCACACUUUCCUUUUUGAGAUGUUUCAAAAACAAAAGCACACUUCCCUUAUUUCUUUAUUUGGUAAAGAAAUCUACAUUCAAACAGUGCGAAACAGUGCUAAACAAUGUCUAAACAAUGUCUAAACAAUGUCUAAAAGAAAUCUGCACCAAAAUUUGAUCAAAAUGGAUUAACAGCAGUUUCCUGGAACGAAAAUUUGAACUUGUGCCUCCUCCUCCCCGCCCCAUCCCGUUUCGCCUCCUUCUUGGUGGUUUGUCCGCAAGGUUUUGAAGUUCUCUAAAACUCCGAAUCCCCAAAACAGAAGGAACACUUACCAGAACCAUAUCUCUGAACCCUUGUUUCGUAUGGCUUCUGAUGCUCCUCGAGCUCGAAUUGACCAGUUCUUUGCAUCAAAGAAGAAGAGGAAAUUUGAAUCUCCUGUCUUGAAAUCUCCAGUAUCCAUUAAAGAUGCUAAAAUUUCGACUGAGGGGUCACCAGGCACCAGAGGAUCUCUUGAGAAUUCUUCAGUCAAAUCUCAGGACAAUUGUGAGUCUCUGGGCUCACCUGUUGAGAGAAAUUUGACAUUAGAGCUCGAUCGAAUUUCCAAAGAUGAAGAUGAAGUGGCAGUUCCGUCAAGAAAAUCACACUCUCAAGGUCCUAAAACAGCAUACGAAAUGUUAUACAAUGCAGGUGUUGCGGCCAGAGAGCAUCCUAAAAAUUCCUCUGAACACAUCCUAGACCAAAAAAACCUACAACUCAAUCAAUUUGCCAGUGAGUUUCUAUCAUUAUACUGCAGUAAGAGACCAUGCCCACCAACUAGUGAGGGUUUACCAUUACAUCAAAAUGUGCAUCCGUAUAAAAGACACUGCAUCCCAUCUACUGCUGAUAGAAGCUCUUCUUCUAUUGAGGACAAUUCAACUAGCUCUCCAAGGAAUUAUCUUCCAGAUGCCCAUAAUGAUGUUGUUCCCAAAUCUGCACAUGCAAAUCCACAUUCUUGUGAGGUGAAUAUGGAUACACUUGCUGAACCUCAAAUAAGCUUGAGAAGAUGUAAUAAGGUUCCUGUUUCUAAAGAAACUGAAUCUCUAACACCAGGUUUGUCCACUAUGGAACAUGUGGCAAGCGUUACUCCAACAUCAGCACAUGGUGUCUCGAUCUUUUCACCUGGAGAAAGUUUCUGGAAUGAAGCAAUUGAAGUUGCUGAUGGGUUGUUUGCUGAAAAUGAGAAAGGUACGUGCCGAGUUACUGAUAAGGAUGUAACUGUGAGCACCCGACAUGACAUACUUAGUUCCAACGAUCUGAUAACUGGUGGACAUGGCAUAAAAUCAAACAGAGUAACCAAAAGAGUUGUGGAUAGAGUUUCUAGUGUGAGAAUGGUUUCUGCUGGUGUGCCGAUAAAGAAGAUUGGGAAGGAAAUGGAUAAAGAAGUCUCUCCAUUGCCUGUAAAGCACUUUGACUUUGCUUCGGAAGACAAACAAAUGGCGCAGAUUAAUGAUUGCCAUAUUCUCAGUGGAAAUGAAAUUGGGCAUGCUCCAGUAAACAGACUAUUUACAGAAAAACUUGCAGGGGCCUACAAAUAUGAUGCUUCUAAAACUACUCCUGAUACUCUUGUGCAAGGCAAUGGUAGUGUAGCUUUUAAUACACCAACCGAGAGAUCAGGAAAAGUUGGAGCUAAUUCUGAAUCCAGUGAAGACAUCACUCCUUCAAGUUUUUUGCCACAAAAAGAUUGUUUAGAUCUCAGCAAUUGGCUCCCACCUGAAAUAUGCAGCACCUACAAGAGGAAGGGUAUAGCAAAAUUGUACCCUUGGCAGGUUGAUUGCCUGCAAGUGGAUGGUGUUUUGGAGAAUAAGAAUCUGGUUUAUUGCGCCUCUACAAGUGCUGGUAAAAGUUUUGUUGCUGAGAUUUUAAUGUUACGGAGAAUCUUAUCAAGGGGAAAAAUGGCAAUCCUUGUACUGCCAUAUGUAUCCAUUUGUGCAGAAAAGGCCGAUCACCUAGAAGUCCUCUUAGAACCACUUGGGAAGCAUGUACGCAGUUACUAUGGAAAUCAAGGUGGCGGAACCCUUCCAAAGGACACAUCUGUUGCUGUGUGUACUAUUGAAAAAGCAAACUCCUUAGUUAAUAGACUGCUAGAAGAGGGCCGCCUGUCAGAACUUGGUAUCAUUGUGAUUGAUGAACUUCAUAUGGUCGGUGAUCGGAACAGAGGCUAUUUACUGGAGCUGUUGCUCACAAAGCUUCGCUAUGCAGCUGGUGAAGGCAACACAGAAUCGUCCAGUGGAGAAAGUUCAGGUAUGAGCAGCGGAAAAGCUGACCCUGCUCAAGGUCUUCAAAUUGUUGGAAUGAGUGCAACUUUGCCAAAUGUGGCUGCAGUUGCUAAUUGGCUUGAUGCAGCUUUGUACCAAACAGAUUUCCGGCCUGUUCCUUUAGAGGAGUACAUCAAAGUAGGCAACACGAUUUAUAACAGAAAGAUGGAAAUUGUUAGAACAUUGCCAAAAACUGCUGAGCUUGGUGGCAAGGAUCCAGAUCAUAUUGUGGAGCUUUGCAAUGAGGUUGUUCAAGAUGGUCAUUCCGUGCUAAUUUUUUGCUCCAGUCGGAAAGGAUGUGAAGCAACAGCUAGGCAUGUUGCUAAGUACUUGAAGUUCUUGAUCAGCCCCUGCAACAAAGAUACUGAGUUUGAUAUUGAUUCUGCCAUUGAUGCACUACGAAGAUCUCCUGCAGGCUUGGACCCUAUACUUGAAGAGACACUUCCUGCUGGUGUUGCUUACCAUCAUGCUGGGCUUAUGCUCGAAGAAAGAGAGACUGUUGAGAGUUGUUAUCGCAAAGGACUUGUACGAGUCUUAACUGCUACAUCAACUCUUGCUGCUGGAGUUAACCUCCCUGCCCGGAGAGUUAUUUUCCGACAACCUCGUAUCGGGUAUGACUUUAUUGAUGGAACAAGGUACAUGCAGAUGUCUGGUCGUGCUGGUCGGACAGGGAUUGAUACAAAAGGAGAGAGUGUGUUGAUUUGCAAACAAGAUGAAGUUAAAAGAAUAUUGAGACUUUUAAAUGACAGCUGCCCACCAUUGCAUUCUUGCCUGUCGGAUGAUAAGAAUGGAAUGAUUCAUGCAAUACUAGAGGUCGUUGCUGGUGGGAUUGUUCAAACUGCCAAUGAUAUUCACCGAUAUGUUAGGUGUACCCUUCUUAAUUCAACAAGACCUUUUGAAGAUGUGGUAAAGUCAGCUCAGGAUUCUCUUCGGUGGUUAUGCCACAGGAAAUUCCUUGAAUGGAGUGAUGAUACAAAAUUGUACACUAUCACACCUCUUGGUCGAGCAUCUUUUGGCAGUUGUCUUUCUCCUGAAGAGUCGCUCGUUGUAUUAGAUGAUCUAUUGAGGGCAAGAGAAGGGUUUGUACUUGCAUCUGAUCUGCAUCUGGUUUACUUAGUCACACCCAUUAAUGUUGAAGUUGAGCCAGAUUGGGAAUUGUAUUAUGCAAGAUUCAUGGAACUGUCUGCUUUAGAUCAGUCGGUUGGCAAUCGAGUUGGGGUUCAAGAACCGUUUUUGAUGCGCAUGGCUCAUGGAGCUGUUCCAGGUCACAGCUUUAACAGAUCUCGGGAGGCUAAUAAGGGAUUGCAGGUAAAACUUGACUGCAGAUCUGGGAUUUCAAAUCAUGCCAUCCUUUCAGGUGAACAAGUUCUGCGAGUGUCUAAACGGUUCUUUGUGGCUCUCAUACUAACAAGACUUGUACAGGAAGUACCUGUUCCAGAGGUAUGCAAUGCUUUCAAAGUGACAAGGGGCAUGGUUCAGGGACUACAGGAAAACGGUGGGAGGUUUGCAUCGAUGGUGGCUGUCUUUUGCGAAAGACUAGGUUGGCAGGACCUUGAAGGCUUAGUUUCCAAAUUCCAAAAUCGUGUUUCAUUUGGAGUCAGAGCAGAGAUUGUGGAGCUCACUAACAUACCUUAUGUUAAGGGUUCCCGGGCUAGAGCACUUUACAAAUCUGGUUUGCGGACUCCUCAAGCAAUAGCAGAAGCAUCGCUUCCUGAAAUUGUGAAAGCACUUUUUGAAUCUUCAUCAUGGUCUGAACAAGGACUUGCACAACGAAGAAUACAAUUAGGAGUUGCCAAAAAAAUAAAAAAUGGUGCCCGCAAGAUUGUUCUUGAGAAAGCUGAAGAGGCAAGACUUGCUGCAUUCUCAGCUUUCAAAUCACUUGGACUUGAUGUCCCACCUCUUUCUCUACCUCUCCUACCAAUUGCUGCAGCAGAUGCUGAUCGGAAAGAAUCAAGCACCUCUUCUGGAGAAAAGUCGACUAGCAGUUAUGUGCAUACGGAGCAGAUAAACCGUGCCACUUCCACAUCAGGCAAGGAAGAAGGGUAUAGAAGUGGCAAUGCUGAAAUUAAAACAACCACUCUUCCUCUUGAGAUCAAUAAUGAUGAAGGGAAGUCCAACGAUGAUGUUGGUCAUAUUGUGCAGAAGCUGCAUGACAAAGAUGGGAUAAGUAAAACAAAUGAGAAGAAUUCACCAAAGAAGGGCCCGAUUAAUGCAGUUAGUAGUCCUGGAGGAUUUGAUACUUUCUUGAAUCUCUGGGAUGCUGCUAGAGACUUCUAUUUUGAUAUCCACUUUAAUAAGCGAUCUGAACUGAACACCAUUGUGCCUUUUGAAAUUCAUGGCAUAGCAAUCUGUUGGCAAAACUCUCCAGUGUAUUAUGUCAGUUUUCCCAAAGAUUUGUUUUGGUCAAACAACCGAAGAAAUCUUCUGAUGUCCAAUGCUUCCGGCUAUAAUGAUGCUCCAUCUCCAAAACAUCAAUGGGAAAUGGCGAUGCAACGUUGGGAUAGAAUAAGAACUAUAAUGGGGAAAAACGGUGUUAAAAAGUUCACUUGGAACUUGAAAAAGCAGAUUCAGGUGUUUAAGUUCCCAGCUGUUUCCACUGUGAGAUCUGGCUCUGUGAAUGCUGCUGCCAAAGCUGUGGGCUUGAAUCUAAUUGAAGGUUCUUACUAUGUUUUGUCCCCUGUUCAUUUGCAAGAUGCAGUUGAUAUUUGCAUUGUUGCAUGGAUUCUUUGGCCUGAUGAGGUGAAGGGAUCUAGUCCCAGUCUAGAGAAGGAGGUUAAGAAAAGGCUAUCGAGUGAGGCAGCUGCAGCUGCUAAUCAGAAUGGUAGAUGGAAGAACCAGAUGCGCAGUGCUGCUCAUAAUGGUUGUUGCCGCCGAGUUGCACAAACAUAUGCCUUGUGUUCGGUUCUGUGGAAACUAUUAAUAUCUGAAGGUCUUCUUAAGGCUCUCACAGAGAUGGAGAUGCCAUUGGUUGAUGUUCUUUCAGAUAUGGAGCUGUGGGGAAUUGGCGUUGACAUGGAAGGAUGCUUACGUGAUCGUGAAGUUGUGCGAAAAAAGCUAAAAAGUUUAGAAAUGGAAGCUUACACAUUGGCUGGCAUGACCUUCUCAUUGAGCACAGCUGCUGAUAUUGCAAAUGUUCUUUAUAACCACUUAAAGCUCCCUAUGCCAAAGAGAGAUGACAAAGGGAAGCAGCACCCCAGCACUGAUAAACAUUGUUUGGGUUUGCUAAGGAAUGAGCAUCCAAUUAUUCCAGUCAUCAAAGAGCACAGAACACUGGCAAAGCUCUUGAAUUGUACAUUAGGUUCAAUUUGCUCACUUGCUAGGCUAUCUAUGAGGACUCAGAGGUACACGCUGCAUGGUCACUGGCUUCAGACCUCAACAGGUACUGGACGACUUUCAAUGGAGGAACCAAAUCUUCAGUGCGUGGAGCAUAUGAUUGACUUCAAAAUGAGUCACACUGGUAAAGCUGAUGGUGAGUCGGAUACUGAUCAUUACAAGAUCAAUGCUCGUGAAUUAUUUCUGCCUACUCAGGAGAACUGGAUAUUUCUAACAGCUGACUACUCUCAGAUUGAAUUGAGACUCAUGGCCCAUUUCUCGAAAGAUUCUUCUUUGAUUGAGCUCCUAAGUGAUCCCAAUGGUGAUGUUUUCACCAUGCUUGCAGCGAGGUGGACAGGGAAGGUGCAGUCUAUGGUGAGCUCUAAAGAGCGAGACCAAACUAAGCGGUUGAUUUAUGGCAUUCUCUAUGGAAUGGGAGCUAAAUCUCUUGCAGAGCAACUGGACUGCAGUACAGAUGAAGCUUUUGAAAAAAUUCAAAGCUUCAAAAGGUUUUUCCCCGGUGUUGCUUCCUGGCUACAAGAAGCAGUUUCUUUCUGUCAAGAAAAAGGGUGAGGAUGGAAUGGCUAAUUUGUUGCUAUUACCUUGCACACUAAAAAAGUAGUAAUGGUAUCAUUUGUACAAGUGUGAAACUGAAAAACGAAAAAGACUUGCUGAAGCCACUGGUUUCUAACUUUUAGGAACAUUGUUCAUUAGUACUUUUUCUAUAUCAGAGUUGAACUAGAGUUGCCAUACUAAUUGGUUCUGGUGUCAUAGUUCAUGUCAGUACUACAACCAAGUGAUUCUUGAUUCUUAAUGCCACACCAUUACCAUUCUUAUAAUACAAAUUUAUCAUUGCAUUUUCUCUCUUUUCUAUUUGAAUUAAUAGAAUUGCACUUUUAGCUAACAUAUAGUACUGACAGUUUAUCCAUUGAUAUAAGCAUUUCUCCAGCAUGUAGGAAUAUUUGUUCUUUUUUGGCCUUUUUGAAUAUUUGAUUUAAACAAAUGAAACCAUUGUUCUUGUUUAGAUACCUUAUUCAAACUGACAGUAUUGUAGCAUAUACUCUGUCGUUGUCUCUCAGUAGACCUCCUUAUGCUGAUUCGAGUUUUCAACUUUGUCUAUGUCAAAUUUGUAUGCUUUAUAGAUAAUCCUUGCUAUAUAUCUAUUGUUUUGGUCGUAUCUUUAUACAAUAUUUUGUUAUAAUUUCAUGGAGUAGUUAUGUGGAGACUCUUAAUGGCCGAAAGCGUUUCUUGUCAAAAAUCAAAGUUGGGGACAAUAAGGAAAAAUCUAAAGCUCAGCGGCAAGCUGUUAAUUCGAUUUGUCAGGUAGUUUUGCUCCCCUUUCAUCCCUUAGUUAUUAUUUUUGUUGAUGUUUGGGAAAAUGGGUCUUUGUCUUUGCAUCAACCCAGGCUUUACCCCAGUGUUUGAUUUUCUAAGUAAAAAUUGUGGCAAAUUUUGAGAUACAGAUACCAAUUUCCUCGUAUAAUAAUAGCAGUAGUAGUAACAAUAAUAAUAGUAAUAAUAGUAGUACUGUAACAGCACUGCAGUAGUAGCAGUAUUAAUAAUACUAAUAAUUCUUAUUAUAGUUAUUAUUCCUCUAUUGCUUUCAAAACAGUUUUCACUGAUAAUGGCAUAUGCUGCUUUUCAGGGAUCUGCUGCUGACAUUAUCAAAAUGGCAAUGAUAAAUCUUCACUAUGCAAUGGUCAAGGAUGUUCCUAACUCUAGAUCUAGUUCUGGUUUGCCUGAAAACACUGGCAUGCUUAAAGGGAGAUGUCGAAUCGUCUUACAGGUAGUAACAACGUAUUGAUUAAAAUCUGCUCCAAAUAUUAUCUUGUUUAAAUAUCGAAUGAGAUCAUAAUUAUUGGCUUGGUAUGACAUCCCUAGUUUAUGCAUAUUAAAGUGUGCUAAUCCUUGUUUUUUUCAAUUUCAUUUAUCAUCCAAAACAGUUGAAGAAGUAAAUAAAAGUAUCAGGGCAUCAUUAGGAGUGAUUCGGCUCUUCAUGAGUUCGUUAAUGAUUCGAACCAAUAGCUUUACAAGCUUUUCAAGAGACUUAGAUUUACCUUCGUAUUGUUUCAAAAUUACUUUUUGUCCAGGUUCAUGAUGAAUUAGUCCUAGAAGUUGAUCCCCCUGUUGUCAAGGAAGCUGGAAUGUUGCUACGUAUGAGCAUGGAAAAUGCAGCCACACUCCAUGGUACAAAUUCCUUGCAAAUUUAUACUGCAGAUGAAACAAUGGGGGUAUUGGAUAGCAGUAACUUGGGGCGCGCGGACAUGCAGGGGUUACAGUUCUAUGGUUCUUUCUAUACCGAAGUUCAUUUCCCCCCCUUCAUCAUUUUCUUUUGCCCUUUCUGAUAGACGAGUCCUUUUAAUUUUUUAUUUUUGUGUGAAGGGGGAGCCUUGACGCACUAGUUACGGUGUUGCUGUGUGACUGAGAGGUCACAUGUUGAAACUUGGGAGCAGCUUCUUGUCAAAAAAAUGACAAGGGAAAGCUUGCUCCCUAUACACCUUUGUGGACUAUCUCUCUGCGGGGUCACCAAUGUGCAUUGGGCUGCGCUUAUUUUUACUUUGCUUAUAUUGUGUGGGGUGUUUACAUUCAUUAUGAGUAUUUUUGAACAGUAUCAUACUAUCAUUGCUACUACCUUCGUAUUCUUUUGUUUGUUACAUUACCUCUUUGACAAAGUUUGAGAGUAAAAUAGUAGUGUACUGAAUCGUGUAGAAAGAGUAGGAGAGAGGUUGAAAAAAUAUGAAAGUGAAGAUGAGAAGUAGAAAACGUAAAGGUAAUUGAGUAUUUUUAAAUAGAAAACUUACCAAAAAGAAAAAAAUGUUCAAAAAAUUUAAAAUACUUUCCAAAAAGGAGAGUAGCAAACAAAAAAAGGAUGACACCCCAUCUUUGAGAGCCCCAGAACUGACCGGACAGUUAUUUGGGAGAAUGUGAGUUGAGCUUUGAUCACACUCUGAUGGAAAGAGAGUGGAGCUUCAUCCCAAGUCAUUACUUGGAGUUGAACCCAUUACCUCUCCCUUGUGGCACCCUCUUCCUACUAGGUGAGCUAUGCUCCUUGUAAGGAGAGUAGCAAACAAAAGAAUACGGAGGGAGUGUUAUCUUUUCUUCAAGUUGAUUUUCACGUCUGAUUUUUCAGUACCGCUUCGUGUCAAACUGAUGGUUGGAAAGACAUGGGGAUCUUUGGAACCCUUCCACGUUGAAGAACCUCAUGAUAAUGUUAUGGUACUCACUUAAUAUGACAUGCAUGCGUUGGCAUUACAUUGCGUUGUGGGCAAAACACAAAUUGUUUAUUAUGGCUGCAGGUAUUUUUUUUGGAAUCACGUUGAUAUUUUCUUCUCCCGUAGCACUGCAUUGAUAAUUUGAUUUUCCUACUUUUCUAUUACAACUAAGCUACUGCAAAUUUUAGGCCCAACUAUAUCUUAUUCGGCAAUGGCUCUUCAUGUACCCCUAUUCUUCAUUGGCUCUUUUGGCUGUUUUUUGAAGACUUGAAGGGUUGAAAAUGGUUACGAAGUUUUGUUCACAGUAGGAUGAUCUGAUGAUGUAACAAAGCUUUCUCUGCUCAAACUGUUUAUGGC